Molecule: messenger RNA, 8351 nt
Organism: Alligator sinensis (Chinese alligator)
Lineage: Eukaryota; Metazoa; Chordata; Crocodylia; Alligatoridae
Gene: TECPR1
Product: tectonin beta-propeller repeat containing 1
Exons: 19
Coding region: 5177-8119 (980 amino acids)
Cellular component (GO): membrane
Source: RefSeq, a predicted model, not a curated record
AACCAGGAUCCCUGGUCAUGAGCAUGCAGGGGUGAGAGCCCGGCCCUCCCUUGUCCGCCCCGGGGGGCGAGGUGAUGCUUUCCUUGUCGCCGCCUGGGAGAGCCAGGCGCUGAUCCUGGCGCGGCGCUCAGCUCCCUUUUGCUUUCUAGAGGGAAGGAGCCUGGAAGAGAGGCCAUCUGGAGCGUCUGAUGACAUCUGCAAGGCAAAGGCAGCGCAGUGCUACUGAGCUGUUGUCCUUCCUACUAGACAAAUCUUGUCUGCAUCAUCAGCUGCGAAAGGAGAGAUCUCUGUGCUGCUUGCACUGGAGUUUCCAGCAUUUGGGAUUCGGGGGACCCGGCCAACUCUGUGCCUAGCCAGAGUUAGUGAGGCUGAAUAACCAGUGCAGUAGGGAGGCCUUGUUUCUACCCAGGAAGCAGCUCCCCUUCCAUGACAGGCAAAUGAAUGCUCUUACGUUAUGUAAAAAGCAAUCGGGGCCUGUGGACAGCGAUAAUAUCUUUUAUUAGACCAACAAGAUUUUUGCAGAAAAAAAAAUUCUUUAACAUUUGCAGAACAUUUUUUUGCAAAAAUCUUGUCGGUCUAAUAAAAGAUAUCAUCUCUGUCCAUGAGCCCUGAUUGCUUUUUGCUCUAGGCCAUUACGGCUACAACCUGCAUACCUGACUUGCAUACCAUGUUAUAUAGUUUGCAGAGUGCUUUGAGAUCCAUUUGAAUGAAAGGCCCUUAAGCAAGACCAUUAUGCUUAAGCCCUUUUCUGUUAGUACUAUAAAAGCUGGCCAAGUAUGUUUAUCUGGAAGGAAUGAAAGAUUUAUAAGUUUACCCUGAAACUGAAAAAUUUCCAUAGGGGCACAACACAGGGACAGUCUCAUCACGUGUCCUGCCUCUAGAAACCACCAGUACCUGAAGAGAGAAACAGAGCCCUCUAUGAAAAACCCAAUGAAUUUUUCAGUCUUGUAGAAAGGGGGGUCAGUAUUUUCUUGACUGUUCUAGCAAUCACGUUAUACCAUGUAGCCGGAAAUUUUAAAUAUCUUUAUGUAAGUAUCUGCGCACAUUUAUGGUUAAAAUUAUCCAAUUGUCCUAAAGAGUGGGAGGGGAUUUGGACAACAUUGAGUUUUUUUGUUGUUCAGAGUUACUGAAAUGAAUGUGUGCUGCAGGUGCUGGGCACCAUUGAGAAUCUGGCAGUAUUCCUCUUACUGCUGCAGUGAAUGACAUAGGCUGUGCAAAUGCACAGUCCCAUUUUCAAAAGUGGCUUCAGGUCCUAUAUGUAUAAAUUAACACUUGUCUACUGUUCAUUUGGAUUUACACUUGUUGCCUUUCCAUUUUUUCAUUGCUUUAUAUAGAAAAAGUAAACAAGAAUGGCUCAUUUUCCCUUUUCGGGACUAUCUGUUUAGAUCUCAGUCUGGUCCUAUCGAACUCUUCUUCCAGCUAUAAGUAACAUGAUGAUCUUCUGUAUUCCCACUGCAAAGCUAAACGCUGUCAUUGCAAAAUCUGAACCCAUUCCCUGGGCAAAUCCCUGGGAUUUGAUUGCCAUUCUGAACCUCUUCAGUCUCUCUUCUAUCUUUCUUGAUCGUAUUCUUGCAAAGAGAGGCCCAUAUGUGGAUUAAUGUCUGUACUGUAUGAAGAAGUGUUUGUCCUCUUUGCAUCUCAUUUCUCUAAUGGAUGCUGUGCUCUUGGCAGAUAUCUUCAUUGAGUCAGCCAGAUCCUGAGUUGGCAAGCCAGUCAGUUGACCAGUUGAAUAAUGUUAGUUGAUUGCCUAUUAUUUGACUGGUCAAAUAUUCUACAAAGCCAAGAAAGCCCUUGGGUAGGUAGUGGUCUACCUUUCUUAUAGCAUCGUGUUGUCAUCGAUUAGCAAGGACUGGAAUGAGAGUUCCUUGCCCGCCGGUUCUGCAGAAGUCAUGACACACACACACACACACACACACACACACACACACACACACUCUCUCACUCUCACUCUCACUCUCUCUCCAUUUAGGUACCUCCUGUGCCCUGCUCCUCUCCCCUCUUCCAGCCUCUCUUCCUUUCCCCACUUUAAGCCAUCUGGGGAUGCAAUAGCUAUGCUGUACUAGGGGAGGAGCCAAAACUAGCUAGCAGCAGGGCUUCUGGGAUAAAAGCCAAAGAGGAGAAAAGUUCAGUUUUUAAUACCAUCCACAGUUAUACUUAUCUGAAACUGUCACUUGUAAUAAAUUAUUAUAGCUUUUAGAAUUUAAUUUAAUUGAUUCAUAACAGCUAAUUUUUUUUGUAAUAAGCAUAGGUGUCUAACCUCUUGAAGAUUAAAGUCUCUCUUUAUUCUUCUAAUGAAUACUUGACCAGUAUUUGAUCAGUCAGCAGACCAAGUAUAUUUGACCAGUCAAAUACUUAACCAUAAUCCAGGUUUAUUCCUAGGCUCCAAACUCAGGGAAUCCUACCGACGCACUUCAGAAAUGGUGAUUAUUUUUGUUGUUGUGUUUACGCUCACUUGGGUUAAAUGUUUGCUAUUUUCUUUUGUUAGGAAAUGUGGUUUAUACUACAGUGUUUUUAAAACUAAUUUUGAAAAGCUCCUUUCUUUGGGUUCCAUUCUUCCAGUGCUUCAUGCAUUAUCACUUUCCACUUGCAAUAAGUACUUACAUUCACAAUAACACUGUCCAUGGUACCUGCUAUUCAAAGAUAGUAUGUUCCUUACAAAUAAUAAUUUAGGCUUGCACAAGCUUUUGUGAGAUACAAAUAUAAUUCUGUCUAUAACACAACCAGCACUCUAGGGGUGGUUGUGAAGCCCCUGAAGGCCAUGUAGCUCCUAUCCUGCUCUGGCUGUAGGUCCCUGCCCUUCACUCCCACCUGCCAUGCCUUGCUGUUCUUAGAUAAUUUUGGAAAGGGAAGCUGCCAAAGGGCCCUAAAGAAAGCCCUGCCCUGUUUUCCUGCCAGUGGAUUCCUCUCAGACCCUAGCAUACCCAAUCCAGUUUUCUCACUAGGUGAGCCCAUGCAUGCCCCAGGGCACCUGCUGCCUUGCAGGCUGUUCAUGGCCUCUGACCACCCCUACAGUCCUGCCUAUGCCUCACAGACGUUACUGAUUAGUCACUUUCCCUGUAUUGGGGCCUCAGCCUUCCUGGCCUCUGCUCCUUCCUCUCACUGGGCCUUCUAGCCCCUGCCCACUGUGUUGGAUCUGACUUCUGAGUUUCAACUCAUCUUGCCUACUUUGUAGUUUGGGGCUGUCAGUCCUGGUCUCACCGUCUGGGGCUGUGGGCCACUUGGCCUGCUCUUGCCUCCCUUGGCUGUGGGUCCCUGGCCCUGGUCUCACCCCUCUAGGGCUUUGAGCCCCUGGACCUACGUCUUGCCCCUCUCAGGCUCCUCACCCACUUGGGCUGUGGGCAUCGGGCCCUGGCUCUCAUAUCUAAUUGCCUGCUCUCUUGCAGCCAGCUUGCUGUGGGCAGUGUUCCCUUGAAUGAUUGCAAGUGUUCCCCUUUUACUUCGUGUGCAGCUCUUCACCUAGGUAACAGUGCUUCCUUGCUGUGUCCUCCUUUGCAGUUAACCUCUGUUCAGCUGCCUAGACUGUGUCUGCUACAGCUUCUUCCCUUGAAGUAAAAGGAACCCUAGGCUGCCUGUUGCAAUUCCCAUUCUACCAAGUGGGAAACCAAGGUGUGAAGGAGAAAUGACUUGCCUAUGUGCAGACAGAAGUCUAUUAAGACAUCUCCUAAAUUUCCUUUUUGCAUUUUUAAGUGUAAAAUUAUUCUUCUCUUAAAUCCGUAGUAUUUUUUGGCCCUCAUUGCUAUAGUCUUUCUGAAUGCCUUCAGCUCAUGAUCUGUUGGGAUGAGCAGGCUACAACCAAAGAGGAAGGUCUGGAGCUCAAAUGAAGAUUUCCCAAGAAGAUGGGGUAGAUGUUGUCUUGGUUGUUGGGGUUGUUCUGUGCUGCUAUCUCCUUCCCUCUGGCACAUUUUCUUUUCUAAUGGUCUUUGUCCCACCCACUCAUUCCUGCAAAGUGCUUGGCACUCUCAGCUCUUAGUGACCUCUAGGAGUUGAAGUCCCCAAUAUCUCAGUGUCUAAGCCUCUGCAUGCCCUCUUCUUUCCUCUCCCCCCAUAGCAUCAUGGACUGAAAUUCCAAGUGAACAUGCUCUGUGCUCUCUGAUGGAGGCUUACUUUUCUCUGCCCUCUCAGUUACUUUCUGUUCACUGUCAGAGAAACGGGCUAGUGCCAUUCCAUUCUGGUUCCCUGCUGAUUACCAGCGAGAAGGCAAGCAGGCUACUUUCUUUAGGACUAUGUUGUGAGCGCAACCCUGCCCUUAACAGACAAUGAAGUAGUGUGUUGAAUAGUUGAAUGCUGGUUCUAGGCAGUGCUUCCUCAUUGUUUUACAUUUGAUCCUUUUCCCUUCUUGGCCUCUGGCUACAUGGACUGCAUAUCACACAGUUUUAAAAAAAAGUUGAAAAUACACCCAAGUAGCUGUCCCACAUAAUGAGUAAUCCUGAACACUCCUCUGUUACUGUUUCAUUGGUAAGAAGUGCACAGCCUACCAAAAAAAAGGACUUGGUGCUGGUAAAAUGUGCUAGUCUAAUUGAAUUCUGUGAGUAUAGGCAUAAAUCCAUAUAGGACAACAGGUCACACCCAGAGGGGUUUGCCCAGAGUCACAAGACUAUCACGGACUGAAAAUAAGUCCCACAGUCAGCUUCCCCAUUGAGUUUCCUCCUUCUGAGCUGACCUGGCCAUCUAGGCCAUUAAGCAAGAGGAGGCUGAUGGAGUGGCCCCAUGAAUUUGUGGGGCCAGAUAAAUAGUAUGGUUGGGGAAAAUGUGUCACUCUGAAGUGUGAAGGCCUGUGUUUAGCAAGGAAACAGUAGCAGUGCAGUUCUUGUGGGCUCCUUUAUCAAUGUGCCAAGGCCCUUUGACUUCCCCACUCAGCCGGACACUCUGGCUGCUACUUGUGUCAAAGAAUGGAUCCCUCUUCACUGACUAUAAAGUUCUCCACUGGGAUUUUCAAAGGAGCCAAAGGUAGUUAGGUACCAGCAGUCGCAAAGCCAAUGGGAUUUGGGUGCCUGACCACCAUGGACUCCCUCAAAACAUCUGAAUUUGAUGCACUUGGAGAUAACUGAGGUUGUUCAGUUCAGAGUCCAGGUUUGAACCAUCCCAGAGUUCAGGACUGUUCAGACUUUGAAGUUGGGGCUCAAGCCCUCCUUUUAUAAGGGUCCUCUAUGCUAAUGUCUUUCUUUGUCUUUCAGCCAUGGCGAUGCCGAGCUCCCUCCUGUGGGCAGUUGAUAUCUUUGGGAGGGUGUACACUCUUGCCACAACAGGCCAGUACUGGGAACUCUGCAAAGAUGGGCAGCUGGAGUUCAAACGGGUCUCUGCUGUCAAACAGUGUUGUUGGGGAAUAGCUUGUGAUCAUCAGGUCUACACCUAUGUAUUCUCAAGUGAUGUUCCUAUUAGGUACCAGGAGGAAACCUAUGAAAAUCAGCGUUGGAAUCCAGUUGGUGGCUUCUGUGAGAAAUUAAUGCCCAGUGAUCGCUGGCAAUGGAGUGAUGUGAGCGGGCUAAAACAUCAGCAACUUGACAGUUUCACACUGCCCUCACCACACUGGGAGUGGGAGUCUGACUGGUAUGUGGAUGAAAAUAUUGGAGGGGAACCAACAGAGAAAGGGGGUUGGACAUAUGCAAUAGACUUUCCAGCUACCUACACAAAGGAUAAGAAAUGGAAUUCCUGUGUCCGACGCAGAAGAUGGAUCAGAUACAGGAGAUAUAAGUCACGAGACACUUGGGCAAAGAUUAUAUCCCUUGAAGAUCCCAGUCAGCUGCCAGACCCUUUCAAUGAUAUCUCCAUUGGAGGAUGGGAAAUCACUGAUGAGCCUGCUGGCCGUUUAUCAGUCUGGGCAGUUUCUUUACAAGGAAGGGUAUGGUACAGAGAAGAUGUUUGCCACCACAAUCCGGAAGGCUCUUUGUGGUCCUUAGUAGCCACCCCUGGUGAAGUAGUACAGAUCAGCUGUGGACCAUAUGACCUCUUAUGGGCAACUCUUUGGGAAGGACAAGCUAUUGUGAGAGAGGGAAUUGACAGAAAUAACCCUCACGGAAUUUCUUGGACGGUUGUGGAAUCCCCAGGCUCUGAAAAUGGGAUCAUGCACGUCGCUGUUGGAGUAAAUGUGGUGUGGGCUGUUACCAAAGACAGAAAAGUGUGGUUCAGGAGAGGGGUAAACUCGCACAAUCCAUGUGGCACUAGUUGGAUUGAAAUGGUUGGUGAAAUGAUGAUGGUAAACGUUGGCUUAAAUGACCAGGUCUGGGGAAUCGCUUGUGAUGAUCGAGCAAUUUAUUUCCGCCAAGGUGUCACACCGAGUGAGCUAAGUGGGAAGACGUGGAAGGCGAUUGUAUCUGGCAGAGAGAGUGACAGAUCUCAGACUGGCAGCUCAACUAGUCUGCUCAGUGCUGGCUGUUUCUUUAGUGACGAAGUUAGGGACCAAGCAAACUCAAUCAUUCAGAGUGAUGGAGACAUUUCCUCCGAUACCGAGAGCCCACGUGUGCCUCCAAAUCAUGCCGAUGCUCCCCUUUCCGGAGCUGCUAUCAGCAGCAAUGAGAACAACGCAGACUCACAGAAAGAAGUGGGUGCACAUCUGGCUGUGGAUUCUCUGGAUUCUGCUCAGGAAGAAGCUAAUUCUACUUCAAGCAGUAGUGAGAAAGCUGGUCUUGAAAAACCCGAGUCUUCUGUGGACCAGGACACCCAUCCAGCAGAAUUGCAGUGGACAAACAUUGAUUUAAAGGAGGCCCAUAAAAACCCAGUCCUCACCUCCAGCACCUUCAGAGAAACAUCCAGCGUAUCUUCCCUUGGCUUGUUCCCAGUUGGCAUUGAAGAACCCUACGGAACUGAUGAGCACCCAUUUUGGGCAUGGGUAUCCGGUGGAGGCUGCCUGGUGGAUCUGCACAGCCCGCUGAAAUGGUUCACUAUUCAGACAGGUUUGUCGUCUUCUGUGCAGUCCCUUUCUCUGUCAAUCACUCCAGCCCAGACAGCGGCUUGGCGAAAGCAGAUUUUCCAGCAGCUAAGUGAAAGGACCAAGCGGGAGCUGGAAAACUUUAGGCAUUAUGAACAGGCAGUUGAGCAAUCUGUCUGGGUUAAAACUGGGACCUUACAGUGGUGGAGAAGCUGGAAGCCUCAUAAAUGGAUGGAUGUUCGAGUGGCUCUUGAGCAGUUCACUGGGAGCGAUGGAGUGCGAGACAGCAUUCUGUUCAUCUACUACAUGCAUCAUGAGGAAAAGAAGUACAUCCAUGUGUUCCUCAAUGAAGUCACCAUUCUGGUUGAAGUUUUGAACGACUCCAAGCACUCCUUUGCCCUGUACACACCUGAGAGAACGAAGCAACGGUGGCCAAUCCGCCUAGCAGCUGCGACAGAACAGGAGAUGCACGACUGGCUUGCUUUGCUGAGCAUGUCCUGCUGUGAAAGCAGACGGAUUCAAGGCCCUCCUUCCCAUCACGCAGUCUGGUCAGUCACAUGCAAAGGAGACAUCUUUGUUAGUGAACCGAGCCCAGAACUGGAGGCUGCACCACACCUGAUACCAUGUGACCAAAUGUUUUGGCGUCAGAUAGGAGGGCAUCUCCGACUGAUAGAAUGCAAUAGCCAGGGCAUAGUGUGGGGCAUAGGGUACGAUCACACAACCUGGGUUUAUACUGGUGGCUAUGGAGGAGGCUUCAUUCAAGGAUUGGCCAGUAGUGCUGAUAAUAUUUACAUGCAAUCGGAUGUCAAAUGUGUUUAUAUAUAUGAGAACCAGCGGUGGAAUCCAGUCACUGGAUAUAGUAGCCGGGGUCUGCCCACAGAUCGGUAUAUGUGGAGCGAUGCAUCUGGUUUACAAGAAUGCACAAAAGUUAACACAAAGCCUCCAUCACCACAGUGGUCUUGGGUGUCUGACUGGUAUAUUGAUUUCAAUGUCUCUGGUGGAACUGACCGAGAAGGCUGGCAGUAUGCCGCAGACUUUCCAGCAUCCUACCAUGGCCACAAGACAAUGAAAGACUUUGUACGACGGAGACGCUGGGUAAGCCCCUUCCCUGAAUCAAGUAAUGAAGAUGCUCCCACUGCCAGAACAGAGGAGGGAAUGGACCAGCUGCAGAGUUUUGCUUUCUACGGUGGAGUCCCCAAUCUCUUCUUUGUCUUGAUACACUUGGCUACGAUUAAAAGGGAGACAGGAAAGUAGAGCAAGCUGCAAACUCCUUAAAGGCCUUGCUUUUGCUUCAUUAAAAAUUCCUGACAAAUUACCACUCUCGUCUUGAUCUGAUAUGCUUCAAAACUUGAUCCAAAAACCCCAUGCUGUUUGGUGUCAGCCCUCUUGCAAACAGGAAAUACUAGUUUGCAUAAUCUCCACUGAACAAAAGGGUCUGGGGAUUAUUUCUGCCUGAACUUUAACUACUCCUGUCAACAGCGGAGAA